AUGGGUGUUCCCACUCAUCCCGACUCUAGUUUACGCUGGCAUUCGAGGGACCAUGAUUUCCUAGUUGUUUCUUGUAUGCUUAUAGUUUCUUCUUCUUCUUCUUCUUCUUCUUCUUCUUCUUCUUCUUCUUCUUCUUUCUCUUUAAUUCUCUAUGAUAUGCAUAUAGUUUCUUCUUCUUCUUCUUUAUUUCUCUAUAAUAUGCCCAUAAUUUCUUCUUCUUCUUCUUCUUUCUCUUUAAUUCUCUAUGAUAUGCCUAUAGUUUCUUCUUCUUUUUCUUCUUUAUUUCUCUAUAAUAUGCCUAUACUUUCUUCUUCUUCUUCUUCUUCUUCUUCUUCUUCUUCUUCUUCUUCUUCUUCUUCUUCUUCUUCUUCACCACAUUCCUAUUUCAUCCCUUUUCCCCCCACACUAAUCUUUACUACUCACUUUCUUUCUUUGACAGGGAAAUCUUAUAUUUUUAUUUUACAUCUACAUGGUGCUGAUAGACGUACACUGAAAGCAACAUUUGUACUAGUGCCAUUGUUUGGCCUCCAGUUAUUGCUCAUCAUUUACCGACCACCAACUCAUUCACCUUACGCCUUUGCCUAUGAAAUCAUUUCUAAAAUCAUUAUCAACUCACAGGGGUCUCUAGUAUCGCUUGUGUUUUGUUUUCUUAAUGGUGAGGUCCAUGGCUAUUUACGCAGCAGUUUGGAACGUCUCAACGCAUCGCCUGUACGGAGACCGGAAAGAAGUUGUUCUAUGUCCACCCAAUUCACGAUGGUCAGCAACAAGUCGUCUCUCCCUCGGAAUGGGCACUCGGGUGGUACGAGGAUGACACUGAAUAGUAGUUAUCCGCCGCGAACUGGAAGUGGACAGAACUAUAUUCCAUUGGACACGAUACAGAAAAACAUGGACACUUCACUAGUGGACAACAGGGGGCACAAUAGCGUCGUUUGA
Molecule: messenger RNA, 933 nt
Organism: Acanthosepion pharaonis
Lineage: Eukaryota; Metazoa; Mollusca; Cephalopoda; Sepiida; Sepiidae
Source: the annotation of a GenBank genome assembly